Molecule: messenger RNA, 1748 nt
Organism: Ruditapes philippinarum (Manila clam)
Lineage: Eukaryota; Metazoa; Mollusca; Bivalvia; Venerida; Veneridae
Exons: 3
Coding region: 957-1748 (263 amino acids)
Source: RefSeq, a predicted model, not a curated record
AUUAAGUGCAAAGCUAUAUUUAAAUAUUGUAUUCUUUUAACUAUAAAAGGUCAAUAAUGACCAUUUUUGGACCAGAACCCUCGGGUAUGCAAACUUUGCAUACUUUGAAGAAAAGGGGGAAUUUUGACUGUCAACAAAAAUACACGUAUUAUUAUAAAUAUGCGGUCUCACUAAAAAGCGUCAUAUUCUAAAUUGCAAAAAGCAAAUUUCAAUAUGAUAUUGUUAAGCAUCUGUUAAUGCCAAUUUACCUGAGCUUACAAAAAAUUCUUUAGACUGGAAUUUGUUUAAGAUUAGAAAAUGUAAAAUUGUGGGCUUUUAUAACUACUAUUUAUAACUCAAUCAUAAUUAAAGGAUGUUGGUGUAUUUUCUGGUUUGAAAUUAUGAAUAGUGGGUUAUUUACGAAAACUGGUCUUCAAUCCCACAGGCUUAGGGUAUUGAUUUAAUUCAUUUUAAAUUCUUAAGUCAACUUUGUAUUUUGUAUUUUUUUUUUAGUAGAAUAUGAAUCCAUACAUGCAGCCACUGAUUGUUUAAUCAUACCUCCAGCCAUACAUUAUUAUGAAGAACUUCAGAUGUUUUUAAGUUAAAAUAAAAUGACUAAAAAUGUACUUAUAUUUCAAAUUUAAUUUCUUUCUCUAUUUUCAGGAAAUACAACAAAUUUGCUAUUCCAUAUUGAUCACGACCAUAAAAGGACUGCUUCUGGGGAUGAAAAUAAUAACAUUAAAAAAGCACCCACCCAGCCAACAAUUCAGGCUCUGAAUGCCAACCCUGGUCGUCUUACACAGACGAGUAGAACCAACUUAGACGAUGCAUUAUUAAAGUUAAUUGUAGGAAAAGCCCUUCCAAUCAGCCUUGUGAAAAAUCCACACUUCAUUGAAUUUACCAAAUUACUAGACCCAAGGUACAAGUUACCGUCUCAGCAAGAUGUUGUGAAGUCUUUAAACACGAAGAAAGACCAGAUGCGUUCAACCCUUAAGCUUGACCUUGGAUCUGUAUCAGAUGUAGCCAUAACACACGACGGCUGGACAAGCUGUGCCACAGAGAGCUAUUCAGCUGUAACAGCACACUUUAUUGAUGAUAAGUGGAAUCUAAAAUCAGCCGUGCUGCAGACUAAGAAGGUGGAAGGUUCACACACUUCAGAGAAAAUAGCUGAAGGUUUAAAAGAAGUACAGACCAAGUGGAAACUACCAACAUCACUUACAUUAGUAACUGAUAAUGCUGCUAACGAACGAAAGGCUGCUGAACUCCUUGGAUGGACACGAUUCGGGUGCUACGGGCACCGUAUUAAUUUAGUGGUCAAACAUGCUCUUGAGGUAACUGAGUUGAACAAGAUUUUGGGUAAAUCAAGACGACUUGUAACAUUUUUUCAUCAAUCAACAAGCGCCACUGAUGCUUUAAUUGAAAAACAAAAGUUAGUGUUUUCAAACACACCAGGUUUGAUUGGACAUAAACUGAUAACUGACGUUCCUACACGUUGGAAUAGUACACUGGCAAUGCUUGGCAGAUUGGCAGAACAACUUCCUGCUAUAAUGAGUAUUAUCUUUGAUACAAAUUGUCUAAACAAAACUGCAAUAAGCACUGUAAAAACCUACUGUCUAACAUCUGAAGAACAUUCUGUGGUGCAGGAACUCAUUUCUGUUUUAAAACCCUUUGAAACCGCAACAACAAUUUUGUGUGCAGAAUCUAGUCCUACUAUGCAUAAAGUGCUUCCUUGUAUGGUAAAAAUCAAAAAAGAAGUUGGAAGAUGUUGA